Messenger RNA from Anopheles funestus (African malaria mosquito), 4213 nucleotides. It is a transcript of the gene egg, whose product is annotated as histone-lysine N-methyltransferase eggless. Lineage: Eukaryota; Metazoa; Arthropoda; Insecta; Diptera; Culicidae. The coding region runs from base 182 to 4093 and encodes 1303 amino acids. The transcript has 10 exons. The record is from RefSeq and is a predicted model, not a curated record. Gene Ontology annotation, molecular function: DNA binding; zinc ion binding; histone H3K9 methyltransferase activity. Gene Ontology annotation, biological process: heterochromatin organization; negative regulation of gene expression. Gene Ontology annotation, cellular component: nucleus.
UGUAUGAGUGAAGAUUUAUUUUACAGGAUUUUACUUGGAACAACAAGCUAUAUAUAUACACGCUCUUGCGGCGAUACGGUGGCACAGAACUAUUGUUGCUAAAUCUAACAUACUACAAGUCCAGUCUAUUUUAUAAAUGUGAUUCCAAUUGCUUAAAGUAUUUACCGGUAAGAUACGAAACAUGGAAAAAGAUUCUACGAGCGUAAUUUCGAUCGAAUCGGACGAGGAGAUGGAUACUGUUGCAGAGCCGGAAGCGCCUAGUUCGUCUCUUAACGAGAAGAAAACAGAGAAUGAAGUACCGAACGAUGUGGAAAAUGCUUCUAAUGCUCCGAAAAGUCCAGUUAACAACGCUACUAACGAUGAAUCUGCAAAAGAAUACGAUGUCAUAUGCCUAGAUGAUGAUGAGAAGGAACCUACUGAAAGUUGUGAAGAAAAAUCUGCCGAAAGCUUGUCAGCUAUCAAAGCAUCAGCUUCAGAGAUGAACGUACCAAAACCACCGUCAGAAAGCAUGGAAAAUGAGGAUACCAAAAUGAUGGAAAUCACACAGGACGCCGAAGACAAAAAUUGUCAGAAAAUUGAUCCACCGCCGGAGCAAAAAGUAGUAGAGCCAAACGUGGUAGAAUCCAAUAUUAUAAGCGUUGAUGAUGAGAAGGAAGUACCAACUGACAGUUGCAAGGAAAAAUCUGCCGAAAGCUUAUCAGCUAUCGCGGCAUCAGCUGCAGAGACGAACGUACCAAAACCGCCAACUGCCAAGAUGGAAAUGGACGAUACUAAAAUGAUGGAAAUCACACAGGACGCCGAAGUCAAAAAUUGUCAGCAAAUCGAUCCACCGCCGGAGCAAAAGAUGGAGGAAAUGAAAGACGUUCAACCAAAAGCCAUGUUAGAUAUUGACAAAACCGAACCUACGAUUGACAGUGCUAACCAUCCGAGCGAUGAAACAGAAAAACCACAGUUGUCUAAUGAAAACGAUAGCGAACAAGAUCUGGUAAACAGAAAGCGGCGUAUUCAGAAGUGUAGUAAUACAUCGUGUGCAAAGAAGGAUUUCACGUUCAUCGAUGCUCCAGUAUUUGCGCAAAAUCUCUAUAAAAUCCCACCGAACAAACAGGCGAAACUCAUAUGUUCCGAUUGCUUCGAAUUUUCUGUUAUACACUACGAGUCCCUGUGCACCUCGCUAGUGAAAGAAGAAUCUCUGUACAAAAAAGAACUCCUGCAAGACAAGAUCGAAGAGAUACACACGGUGUUGGAUAGCAGCGAUGAAGAAAGUGACGAGACAGCAGAAUCUGAACCAAAUGUGGUCGAACCCGCGCUACCAGAAGAUGCUCAAUCUUUGAUCAACACGAAUCUGAACGAUAUUGUUGAAUCGUUGUGGCAAAAGUUCGGCGAAACACAUUUGUCACUGUAUAAUGCGGACAUGCUUCGUGAAGCUCGGGAAAAUGAAGAAAAAUCGAAACGCAUCGAUGAACAACUCAAAACACUGAAGACAGAACUGCAAUCGAUACAUGAAAAUAUCUAUAGCGUUCGAACGACCAAGAUCGAUCAAGAGGAACUCAUCAUAGAAGACGAUGCAAUGAGUGAGCGAAUCGCUUAUUUGCGAUUGCUGCGUAUGCUGAAUGCGAACGAACCGCUUGUCAGGGAACCGGUGAAAGUUAACGAAACGUAUUACGGCGUAUGCACCUCGAUACUGACCAGCUGGGUUAAGUGUAAGGUUCUGGAACUGUGUGAAAAUCAUGUUUACACGGUGCGGUUCACUACGGGCCAGAUGCAGCAGUCAGUUCUUACGGCGAAACAUCUCGCUUAUACGGUAGCGCCGCAAGUGAAACUAAGGCUAGGCACACGCAUAAUUGCCAAGGUUAGUUCCGGUGUCGGUGAUGAAGCGAGUCGCUCGUUCUACGCAGGCACCGUACUUGAAUCAAUAAGCGCAUACAAUAAAUUCCGAUACCUCAUCAUCUUCGACUCUGGCCAUACACUGUACGCACCACUGUCGGAUGUACGAGUCGUGUGCGAACAGUCGAACAACAUCUGGGACGAUGUGCAUCCGCACUCGAAAGAGUUCAUACGAAACUACAUGCUAACGUGCGGCUCGAUGCGGCCGAUGGUGCAGGCACAUCGUGGUCAGCGGAUGUCAGUGGAAAUCAACCAAAAGUGGUACCAGGGCAAGGUGCUGGAAACGGACAGUAGCUUGUUCCGGCUGUACUUUCAGGAGCUUGACAAAUACGAGUGGAUUUAUCGCGGUUCGAAGCGGCUUGGUCCACUGUAUUCGAAGGGUAUGCCAAACAAUAAAUUUUCAAAGUUCCAGCGACGAAACGAACCUUCCAUCGAGUACAUUACAAUAGAGGACGAUGAGAAUGAGCAGCCGGAGGAAAAAGUUCCUUCGCACAGCAUGAAAAAUGAACCGCAGGACACGCAAAAUCGUCCGACCGCUAGAAAGAGCACGAUGCAGCGUCUCAAUAACAACAAAACAACCAAUAAUAACGAUAGCAGCAGCGGCAACAGCAACAACAACAAUAAUGCCCGCGUCAUUUCCCUGAACCAAAAACCCAUCUACAUUGAUAUGGACAAGGACCGAAGCCAUGGGAAAACGUUAACCUUCAACACGGAUAAGUAUCGUGGUCCACAGCGGUUCGUUACGCACAGGUGCAAUCCCAACUGUCUGUACAAAAUGCCCGGUAACAUACACACGUACAACUUGCUGGCCAGACCGUUGGUAACGGGAUGGGAACGUCAUAUCUGCUAUAUGCGAGGUACAAAGAAAGCCUCCGUAAUCAUGUACCGUGCACCAUGCGGGCGUCGUUUACGCGAUAUGCAGGAGGUGCAUCGCUAUCUGCGUUUAACGAAUUGCAGCCUCAACGUGGAACAUUUCGAUUUCGAAACGGAUGUACGAGCACUGGCAACGUUCAAAGCUGAGAAUUUCUUGUUCGAAUGCAAGGAUCUCUCCUUCGGGGUGGAGGUAAUGCCGGUGCACUGCGUGAACAACUACGACAAUAUGCAGCCGCCCCCUUGCGAAUACUCAACCGAGCGCAAAACUACCCCGGGCGUAACUCUCACCCUCGACAAGGAGUUCCUGUGCGGUUGCGACUGCGAGGACGAUUGUUUGGACAAGAGCAAAUGUCAGUGCUGGCAGCUGACGAUACAGGGUGUCCGGUACACCACUCCGUACGUAGACAUCAACAACGUUGGGUACGUGUACAAGCGGCUGAUGGAUCAAAUCCAUACCGGGAUCUACGAGUGUAACGAACAGUGCAAAUGCAAAAAGGACAAAUGUUUGAACCGCGUGGUGCAGCAUCCACUGCAGAUGAAGCUGGAAGUUUUCAACACUAACAACAAGGGUUGGGGCAUCCGGUGCAUUAACGAUGUGCCCAAGGGUAGCUUCAUCUGCAUCUACGCUGGCGAGCUGCUAACCGAUGAUUACAGCACGUUUCUAUGUGAAACUGACGAGAACAAAACGGGCGAUGAGUACUUUGCCGAUCUCGACUACAUUGAAACCGCAAUCAAGACAAAAGAAAACUACGAAUCGGAGGCUUACCAAUCCGCUGGCGAGGAAAAUCCACCGUCGGAUGAAUCGGAGAUUGAGUUGGAAAAGGAAAAGUUUGAAUCCGCCCAAGACUCCGAUGAGGAGUACACCUCCAAGACGGUGCCCAGUGCAAUGGCCGUUAAGACAAGGGCACAAUCAAAAAAGGCAAGCACGACGGAACGAUCCGCCAAAGCGCCCAUCAUUGGUGUGAACGAUGAACAAGAGUGCGUAAAUCUCAUACCUAAUCCUGAAAUGAAACCUGCAGACAAAUCUGGACCAAACUCGGAAUCGGCGUUCCGUAAAUUGUACGGCGACAAUCAAGAUAUCUUCAUCAUGGAUGCGAAAAAACAGGGUAAUCUUGGACGAUACUUUAACCAUUCGUGUGCUCCCAAUCUCUUCGUGCAGAACGUGUUCGUCGAUACGCAUGAUUUACGGUUUCCUUGGGUUGCAUUCUUUGCCUCUAAAAAUAUUAAAGCCGGCACGGAACUAACGUGGAACUAUAACUACGAUGUGGGCUCUGUCAACGGCAAGGUUCUAAACUGUACCUGUGGUGAAAAGGUUUGCAAGGGUCGGUUGCUGUAAACUUAAUCGUCUGUAUGUAAAACAUAACGAAUGAUAGUAGAAGUAGUUACAAAUUCGUUGCCAGAGAAAGAGAGAGAGAGAGAGAUCGAAAUAUACAGGCAUCUUGUCUUGUUACCGUAU